Molecule: messenger RNA, 2419 nt
Organism: Peromyscus californicus insignis
Lineage: Eukaryota; Metazoa; Chordata; Mammalia; Rodentia; Cricetidae
Gene: Spint1
Product: serine peptidase inhibitor, Kunitz type 1
Exons: 11
Coding region: 354-1874 (506 amino acids)
Molecular function (GO): serine-type endopeptidase inhibitor activity; protein binding
Source: RefSeq, a predicted model, not a curated record
CAGGGCGGGAGGGGGUGCAACCGGCGUGGGCGGGGCCGGCGGCGCAAGGGGUUAAUGUCCGUCCCGCCCCGGCCGCUCUGACUCAGUUUCACCAGAAACUAGAGGGGGAGGAGGCUGCAGAUCUUCCUCGCACCCUGAGUGGGGCGGAAGCCGGGCGGGAUCUUCGGCAGCCCCACCCCAUUCACCUGCGCAGGUAGCCCGGGCGGACAGUAGGCGGAGGCCCAGCGGGCCCGGAGCAUGUUUGGUGGCCGUCCGUUCCGUGUCCGGGUCACAAGCACCCUCGGAACCCGGAGGUCCGCACUGUGAAGGUGACCCCCGCCCUGGGGAGGAGGGCGACGGCCCCUGGGAGCACGAUGGCGGGCCGCCGCAUCUCUACGGUCUCUACGGUCGGCGUGUGGCUCCUUUGCGCGCUUGGUCUCCAGGGCACUGAGACCGCGCUGCCGUCCGCACCCCCAGAGCUCCCCGGGGGAGCCGCCUGCUUGACCCGCUUUACCAGCGGGGUGCCGGCUUUCGUGCUGGACACCGAAGCUUCGGUCAGCAACGGGGCCACCUUCCUGGGCUCCCCGACGGUGCGCCGCAGCUGGGACUGCGUGCGUGCCUGCUGCACCACCCAGAACUGCAAUCUGGCGCUGGUGGAGCUGCAGCCAGACGGCGGCGAGGACGCCAUCUCUGCCUGCUUCCUCAUGAACUGCCUGUACGAGCAGAACUUCGUGUGCAAGUUCGCUCCGAAAGACGGCUUCAUCAACUAUCUUACCCAGGAACUGUACCACUCCUACCGCGAGCUGCGGACCCGAGGCUUUGGAGGGUCCCGGAUCCCUCGAACCUGGGUGGGCAUAGACUUGAAGGUACAGCUGCAGACACCCCUGGUACUGAGAGAUGCAGACGACACAGCUUGGCACCUGCUGCAGGGUGACAAUGAUGUCAGAGUAGAGAGAAACAGCCCGGAUGAAGUGGAGCUGUGGGGACUUAAGGAAGGGACCUACCUGUUCCAACUGACCAGAACUGACUCCAACCAGCCAGAGGACACAGCUAAUCUUACCAUCACUGUGUUAACCGCCAAGCAGACAGAAGAUUAUUGCCUCGCAUCCUACAAGGUGGGCCGCUGCCGGGGUUCCUUCCCACGCUGGUACUAUGACCCCGCGCAACAGAUCUGCAAGAGUUUCACGUACGGAGGUUGCCUGGGCAAUAAGAACAAUUACCUUCGGGAAGAAGAAUGCAUGCUAGCCUGCAAGGAUGUGCAAGGAAUCUCACCUAAAAGGCACCAUCCAGUGUGCUCUGGCCGCUGCCACCCCAGCCAGUUCCGCUGCAGCAAUGGCUGCUGUAUCGAUGGCUUCCUGGAAUGUGAUGACACCCCCGACUGCCCUGAUGGCUCCGAUGAGGCCACCUGUGAAAAAUACGCCAGUGGUUUUGAUGAGCUUCAGAGUAUCCACUUCCCCAGGGACAAAGGGUACUGUGCAGAACUGCCGGACACUGGGCACUGCAAAGAAAACAUCCCACGCUGGUAUUACAACCCAUUCAGUGAACACUGUGCCCGCUUCACCUAUGGUGGUUGCUAUGGCAACAAGAACAACUUCGAGGAGGAACAACAGUGUCUUGAGUCAUGUCGUGGCAUCUCCAAGAAGGAUGUGUUUGGUCUGCGGAGGGAAAGCUCCAUUCCCAGUGGAGGCUCUGUGGAGGUGGCCAUUGCUGUACUCCUGGUCAUCUGCAUCAUAGUGGUCAUAGCCAUCCUGGGCUAUUUCUGCUUCAAGAGUAAGAGAAAGGGCUUCCGCAGUCACCACCGCCACCACCCACCUCCCACACCAGCCAGCUCCACUGUCUCCACCACGGAGGACACCGAGCACCUGGUCUAUAACCACACAACCCGGCCCCUCUGAGCCUGGGACUCCUGCCCGACUCACCAGGUCCUGCUUGCCAAGACAGAGGCUAGAACCUGGGAAAACUUGGGGACCAGACACUUCCUGCCUGCUUCCUGGGCAUACUUACUCUGUCUCAGAAGCCAGAUCUCUGAGCCUCUUGGAGGAGUCUCAGCUGCACUCAGGCCAGUUCUGGAGAAGGCCCAAGAGUCUGGGAGGAGCAGAGCAGCCUUGAGCCAGGAGUACUGUACAUAGAAGGACCUGCUUGCCCAGGAGCCGGAGGAAGUUGGUGUUUUGUGUCCUGUUCAAAGCUGCCCGUCCCCAUCCGAUGAUGCUAGGACCCGGAGUGGCAUCAGAAGCUAGAGGCUGCAACUCUGCCUUCCACAGCUGUCCUUCCACUCUCCACAGUCCAACACUGGAGGAUGUCGCUUUGUAGUUUGUGCUGUAAAUAAUUGCUUUGUGGGGACCAGGGUCAUAGCUCAGUGGUAGAGCGCGCGAACCCUGAGUUCUCUCCACAGCACCACAAAAUGACAUUAAAUUAAAAAAUAAAGUGUGUUUUUUGUUGA